This is a messenger RNA of Aspergillus eucalypticola CBS 122712, 1064 nucleotides long. Its product is annotated as putative Phosphoserine phosphatase. The record is from RefSeq and is a predicted model, not a curated record. Gene Ontology annotation, cellular component: cytoplasm. Gene Ontology annotation, molecular function: phosphatase activity; magnesium ion binding. Gene Ontology annotation, biological process: L-serine biosynthetic process; dephosphorylation. The transcript has 7 exons. The coding region runs from base 143 to 937 and encodes 264 amino acids. NCBI's taxonomy places the organism in Eukaryota, Fungi, Ascomycota, Eurotiomycetes, Eurotiales, Aspergillaceae.
CUCGGAAUCGCUCCAUUUCUCUCAUAAGUUCACAUCUUUCUCCUUCUGUUUUUUUACCGGAUAUCCGACCGGUUUAUUUCCAUCCCUUGUCGUCCUUGAUUUAGAACUAUCGCCGUGAAAUCAAAGCGACCGAGCCUUCAUCAUGACUGUUACCACGCUACCGUACAUGAAAACGAACCCCAAGCUCAUAUUCUUCACCGAUUUUGAUGGAACGAUCACCCUCGAAGACAGCAAUGAUGCUAUGAUCGAUAACCUUGGCUACGGGCGCGCAAAGCGCCGUCAAGGCAAUGAGGCCGUCCUUGAGGGCACCAUGAGCUUCCGUGACGCUUUUCGCGACAUGCUGGACAGCAUCAAAACCCCCUACAACGAGUGCAUCGAGUACCUCAAAAAGAACAUGAAGCUGGAUCCUUACUUCGUGGAAUUCUACAAAUGGUCCAAGGAGAACAACGUACCGAUCGUGGUGUUGUCUUCCGGCAUGAUUCCAGUCAUCAGCGCCCUCUUCGAGACGCUUUUGGGCGGCGAACCGGACGAUCACCUCUACAUCGUUGCCAACCAGGUCGAGAGCCGUGAUGGCAAGAACAUCAACUCUGAGGGGGGCUGGCAGAUCAAGUACCAUGACGAUAGCCACUUCGGCCACGACAAGUCCCUGGAAAUCAAGCCUUAUGCCGCACUGCCGGACGGUGUGCGCCCGACCUUGUUGUACGCCGGAGAUGGCGUGUCCGAUUUGUCAGCCGCUGCAGAGACUGAUCUUCUGUUUGCCAAGAAGGGCAAGGAUUUGGUGACAUUCUGCGAGCGCGAGAAGAUUCCGUUCACGCUAUUUGAGAGCUGGGAGUCGAUUCUCGCUACCACCAAGGACAUCCUGGGUGGAAAGGUUUCAGUUAAGGAGGUUGCUCAAGAUGGACUGACUGCGGUCCACGAGGGAGCCAACAAGAACUGAUGCGGUGCAGCUAGGAUAAGAUAUCAUCUCUUCAUGCUGUUAGAUAUAGAUCGCUUGAGUAUAUACGCACCAGGGACAUAGUACUAGUUUAGAUAUCAUGAUGAUUAGAUGGAUUCGUUAAUAGAAG